AUGUUAAUAAAUAUAAUAAUGGUAAUUUUAAUUAUGUAUUUAAUUGGAAAUUUAAUUUUUUCAUCUAAGCAAAAACAUUUAUUAAUUGUAUUAUUAAGUUUAGAGUUUAUUGUAUUAAGAAUAUUUUUUUUAAUUUUAUUAUAUGUUAGUUAUUUUGAGAGUAAUAUAUAUAUAUUAAUAGUAUUUUUAGUAUUUUCUGUUUGUGAGGGGGCUUUAGGGUUAUCAAUUUUAGUAUCAAUAAUUCGAACACAUGGAAAUGAUUAUUUUCAAAGUUUUAAUUUAUUAUAA
This is a messenger RNA of Plodia interpunctella (Indianmeal moth), 288 nucleotides long. The record is from the annotation of a RefSeq genome assembly. NCBI's taxonomy places the organism in Eukaryota, Metazoa, Arthropoda, Insecta, Lepidoptera, Pyralidae.